Rhea pennata is the source of this 1325-nucleotide messenger RNA. It is a transcript of the gene NMNAT3, whose product is annotated as nicotinamide nucleotide adenylyltransferase 3. The transcript is spliced from 6 exons. Gene Ontology annotation, biological process: NAD+ biosynthetic process. NCBI's taxonomy places the organism in Eukaryota, Metazoa, Chordata, Aves, Rheiformes, Rheidae. Gene Ontology annotation, cellular component: mitochondrion. Gene Ontology annotation, molecular function: nicotinate-nucleotide adenylyltransferase activity; nicotinamide-nucleotide adenylyltransferase activity. Bases 353 to 1165 code for a protein of 270 amino acids. The record is from RefSeq and is a predicted model, not a curated record.
CGCGGGCGGCGGGCGCUGGCUGAGCUGCGGCGGUGCGAGAGCUGCAGUCAGGCCUGGCGGCGGCGCCGGACGAUCCCGCGGCGCUGGGGAACGGCGGCGGCCGCCCUGCAAACGGAGGCACUGCAAGCCUGUCCUCUGGUCCGUGUGAAGUGCAUAUGGUGGAACACAUAUAUUCUUCAAAUCGUCAGAAAAUUAAAAACAUUUCCAUUAGCAGUACUGUCUGGCUAUCACUAAGAAUUACAGGAUUUAGAAGCCUUCCCCUACAGUCUCUGAGGUAUAAAUGAGUAAGAGCUGCAAUCAAACCAUCCAGGGCAUCUUUCUCAGGGUGGAGUGUUAAUGUUUUGAUAUCAGAAUGAAGAGCAGGAUAACUGUCAUUCUUCUAGCUUGUGGCUCCUUUAACCCCAUCACAAAUAUGCAUAUGCGUUUAUUUGAGCUGGCUAGAGAUCACCUGCACCAAACAGGAAGGUAUCAGGUGAUUGAAGGCAUAAUGUCUCCAGUCAAUGAUGACUACAGAAAGAAAGGCUUGGUUUCAGCCAAGCACCGGGUAGCAAUGGCUAAACUUGCACUGGAGACAUCUGACUGGAUUCGAGUUGAUUCAUGGGAAAGUGAGCAGGAAACAUGGACAGAGACAGUGAAAGUAUUAAGGCACCAUUACAAUGAAUCACUCAGAUCGCUCCAGUCCGGGAAGGAAUUCAUGGCAAACAAGUGGCCCACACAAAGACCCCCAGAGGAUUCCCUUUCUUCCCAGCACACAGUUCUACCACAAUUAAAGCUGCUCUGUGGAGCUGAUAUUCUACAGACAUUUAAGACACCCAAUCUCUGGAAGGAAGAGCACAUCAAAGAAAUAGUAGAAGAGUUUGGUUUGGUGUGUAUUAGCCGUGCUGGCUCUGAUCCUGUUCAGUAUAUCAAUGAAUCAGACCUUUUAACUAAAUUUCAGCACAAUAUCUUUCUAGUGAAAGAAUGGAUUCAGAAUGAAGUCAGUGCAACACAGAUACGCAGUGCCUUGUGCAGAGGAUUAAGUGUAAAAUACCUCAUACCAGAUUCUGUAAUUUCCUACAUUACACACCAUAAUAUCUACACAGAAGAGAGUGAGCGGAAGAAUGAAGGUGACUUGCUUCAACCUCUGAAGUUGCAUAACACAACAGUAAACUCGCUGAAUGAUUGAAAACUGUAGUCUGUGAACUGGACAGAAGUGGCAUUUUUUCAUGUAAAAUUAUUAAAAAAGAUGUUUUGUUUUGUUGAUUAAAGAAGAUGCAAGUUUAUGUUUUAGCAGUUUGGACAAGAGAUAGAAAUAAAGUCUUGUUUCAUUCAAGUGCUUAAAAAUA